Molecule: messenger RNA, 1399 nt
Organism: Silurus meridionalis
Lineage: Eukaryota; Metazoa; Chordata; Actinopteri; Siluriformes; Siluridae
Gene: akr1a1b
Product: aldo-keto reductase family 1, member A1b (aldehyde reductase)
Exons: 9
Coding region: 23-1135 (370 amino acids)
Biological process (GO): aldehyde catabolic process
Cellular component (GO): cytosol
Molecular function (GO): aldose reductase (NADPH) activity
Source: RefSeq, a predicted model, not a curated record
ACAGGCGUCAGCUCGUAAGUCCAUGUUUUUUUUUAAGGUGGAACGGAAAAAUCCCCAAAAUAAAUCAACUUCAGCUGGAAAAAUGGGGCGAUUUCAGUUUGCACGUUUUCUCAGUAUCACCUGCAAGAUUUUCUGGCGGAAUCUAAAUUUUAAGGCAAACAUGAACGACUUUGCAGUGCUAAACACAGGCCGAAAGAUGCCACUCGUCGGAUUAGGGACAUGGAAGAGUGAACCUGGAAAGGUGAAGCAGGCAGUCAAAUGGGCUCUUCAGGCCGGAUAUCGGCACAUCGACUGCGCCUCUAUAUAUGGAAACGAAUCAGAAAUUGGAGAAGCCUUACAGGAAAUGUUAGGGCCUGACAAAGCUUUUAAAAGAGAAGACGUGUUUGUUACGUCCAAAUUGUGGAAUACGAAGCACCACGCUGAGGACGUGGAACCAGCACUUCUCAACAGCUUGAAAGAGCUGAAGCUAGAGUACCUGGACCUCUACCUCAUUCACUGGCCUUAUGCCUUCCAGCAGGGAGAUAUCACUUUCCCAAGACAAGAAGAUGGGACCUUGCUGUAUGAUGACAUUGACUACAAGGUGACAUGGGCUGCCAUGGAAAAACUUGUAGAGAAGGGACUUGUGAGGGCUAUUGGGCUCUCUAACUUCAAUAGCAGACAGAUUGAUGACGUCCUGUCCGUGGCCAACAUAAAGCCUACUGUUUUACAGGUGGAGGGUCAUCCGUAUCUAGCCCAGGUGGAUCUUCUCGCACACUGCAGGGAGAGGGGCUUAGUGAUGACUGCCUACAGUCCACUUGGCUCUCCGGACCGUGCCUGGAAGAGACCAGAUGAGCCAGUUCUCUUAGAGGAGCCAGUCAUUUCAGCUUUGGCCAAAAAGUAUAACAAAUCUCCUGCACAAAUUAUAAUCAGGUGGCAGACCCAGCGAGGAGUCGUGACUAUUCCAAAGAGCGUUACGGAGUCUCGCAUCAAAGAAAACCUACAGAUUUUUGACUUUACUCUGGAGCCUGACGAGAUGAACAGCAUAACAGCCUUAAACAAAGGCUGGAGAUACAUCGUGCCAACUAUAACUGUUGAUGACAAGCAUGUACCAAGAGAUGCGGGACAUCCCCAUUAUCCUUUUAAUGAUCCUUAUUAAUACAUCGUUCUGCAGGAUUAUGUGCCUUCCAAUUAACUUCAACUGGCAUAGAUUUUCUUUUCCAUGGGAUUCCCACCUUAUUUUUAUUCCUGUCAUGCUGGGGUAUAUGUCACAAUCUGUUUCAAAUAUCUGUAUUUGAAUGACUUUUUUUGGUGAGUCUUUUGGGAUUCUAGUCCAGAUGAACACCUCAAGUCUCAACCAGAUGCCCAGAAUUCUGUAUGACAAGCUUUAUAAAAAAUAAAUAAAAACAAACAGUGCACCUCC